AUGAGCUUUAGUGAUAUACUGCAGCAAGACCAUUGGUAUGUAGCUGAUUCGGACUCUGAGGAUGUGUUGGCAAGAGAGAAGGAAGAAGAUGAUGAGAUAGACGAUGAGAAAGAGGACCCAAAAUGCCCGACAAUUCCUUUUACCGCAGCGGAAAAGUCUAGGUGGCGCCGAGAGUGGCGUUCGGCACUGGUGGUGAAGGGUUUGGGAAGAAGAGUUUCCUACAUUACGUUGGCACGCCGACUGAAUGCAAUAUGGGCUAGACAUGGAGACUUACAGAUUUCGGACAUGAGGAACGGAUGUUUUUUAGUACGUUUCCGUAGCCAGAAGGACUAUGAAUGGGCGACGAUGGGUGGACCAUGGCUACUGGGAGAUACCUACUUGACGGUUCAUAGAUGGUUUAAGGGUUUUAACCCGUGGAAAACUGUGGUCACAUCAACAAUGGUGUGGGCUCAAUUACCUAAGCUGCCGAUUGAGUUCAUUAAUAAAGAAGCUGUGAUGAAGAUUGCGGAACGGCUGGGAAGACCGGUACGAGUGGAUAGAGCGACUGAACUAGGUGCCCGAGGAAAGUAUGCUAGGGUAUGUGUUGAAGUUGACCUAACGCAGCCGCUACUAUCACAAUUUAAGAUAGAGGGAGUCACAUACCUGGUCCAAUAUGAGGGCUUGGAUGAUCUCUGUACCUGUUGUGGGACGUACGGGAAAACGGCCGGGACAUGUCAAUGUGCAAAGCUGAUUAAUGAAAUGGAUAUGGAAGGUAACAGGGAAGUGGAACCGGAGGUAAGGGAGGAUCCCACGCAGGGACGAACAUAUGGUGACUGGAUGGUUGUCAAACGGAGGGGGCGAGGAUUUGAUCGGAGGAAGGAGGAGGAAAGGGGAACAAAGAAAGAUGAGUCAGGCACAAAUAGAUUCCAGAAGUUGGCAACGGAGACGACCCGAACUGUGAGUGGGGAAGCUGAGAAGGAGGCCGAUAAGGGAAACAAUGGAAGGGAAGAAGAGAGUGUGGAGAGAGAAGAACAUGAGUUACGUGACCAGUCCCAUGCAGAUACACAUGCAACGCAGGCUCAGGUGGGAAUUCAGAUCCAAAGCUCCCCAAAUGUGAUGACGUCAAGCAAGCAAGCUAUAGGGGCAAAGGAGGGAUCUGGGGGCCGAAAGGGUCCUGAGGUGAGAAAGGGGCAGGGUGUUCAGGUCCAACAUGGGAGUAUGGGGAAGUCCAAAGGUAAAAGUGAUGAUGGAAAGAAGAUGGAACAGAAGAAGGGAGAGAGUAACACAGGUCUAGGAAGCCGAAAGGAUUCUAGUGGGGAAAAUACACAAAGAGCUUAUGGUGCGGGGAACCGAUCCCCUUCGGUUGUUAAAUGA
Messenger RNA from Linum tenue, 1353 nucleotides. NCBI's taxonomy places the organism in Eukaryota, Viridiplantae, Streptophyta, Magnoliopsida, Malpighiales, Linaceae. The record is from the annotation of a GenBank genome assembly.